UCGCACCAAAUCACAAUUCGACGCAGCUGAAAUCUAACCGCGAACUUUUUCUGCUGGGAAAUUCUACACCUCGACAAAGACGAUCGCGCAACGCAAAGCAACUCUUCUUCCUUACCCUCAUUACCCUUCUUUUUCGCAAUCCUCUACAGAUUUUGUGAGUUGCUCAAUUUAAGUCAAGAUGGCGCCCGCGAACUUCCCCGCCUCCAUGCAUGCGACGUCCCAGGACAUCGAGCUGCUCUUAGCUGCUCAGUCCCAUCUCGGUUCCAAGAACUUGCAGGUUCACAUGGAACCUUAUCUAUGGAAGACCCGCGCCGACGGUGUCAAUGUCCUCAACAUUGGCAAGACCUGGGAGAAGAUCGUCCUGGCCGCCCGUAUCAUCGCUGCCGUUGACAACCCCGCCGACAUUUGUGUCAUCUCUGCCCGUCCCUACGGACAGCGUGCCGUCCUCAAGUUCGCCGCCCACACUGGUGCCGUUGCUAUCGCCGGUCGAUUCACCCCCGGUUCUUUCACCAACUACAUCACCCGAUCUUUCAAGGAGCCCCGCCUGAUCAUUGUCACCGAUCCCCGCACCGACGCCCAAGCCAUCAAGGAGGCUUCCUACGUCAACAUCCCCGUCAUCGCCCUUUGCGACACUGACUCUCCCACCGAGUACGUCGAUGUUGCCAUUCCCACCAACAACAAGGGUCGUCAUGCCAUUGGUUGCGUCUGGUGGAUGCUUGCCCGCGAGGUCCUCCGCAUUCGCGGUACCAUCGCCAGCCGUGAUAUCCCCUGGGACGUGAUGGUCGAUCUUUACUUCUACCGUGACCCUGAGGCUGAGGCUGAGGAGAAGGUCGAGGAGGAGAAGCUACCUGGUGCCGAGGAGGUUGGCGCCGCUGCCAUCGAGACUGGUACAUUCGGCGCCGCGACUGCUGACUGGGAAACCGCCCCUGCUGGCUUCGCCGCUACCCAACCCGGUGGCUGGGACGGCCAGACCGACGAGUGGGCUAACGCCACUGGUGCUCCCCCGGCCGGUGAGUGGGGUGCCGCCGCUGCCACCACCACUGAGGCCAAGGACAGCCAAUGGUAGGACCAAAACGCUGCCGACGCACAACAGGUUCAGGGACAGGCUCAGGUACAGGAAGGGCAGGCGCAGCAUCAGGGAGGUUUCGGAUAUCGAUCUCAAACCAUGGAGGAUG
Molecule: messenger RNA, 1175 nt
Organism: Daldinia decipiens
Lineage: Eukaryota; Fungi; Ascomycota; Sordariomycetes; Xylariales; Hypoxylaceae
Product: ribosomal protein S2
Exons: 3
Coding region: 179-1066 (295 amino acids)
Biological process (GO): cytoplasmic translation; ribosomal small subunit assembly
Cellular component (GO): cytosolic small ribosomal subunit; 90S preribosome; ribosome
Molecular function (GO): structural constituent of ribosome
Source: RefSeq, a predicted model, not a curated record